CUGCGGCUACGAUUCAGCAGUUGGGGUGAAUGCAUGGUUUCCGCCGUGAAAGCCCGACUUGUGGUCACAAAAGGGUGACACCGGUGCAAGAAAGCGCUUUACAAGCCGCCUGUUUCAUAGACAAUCUUUGAAGGAGCACAACAAUGGGCGUUGAAGUCGAGACAAUAUCUGCCGGCGACGGAAGAACAUUUCCAAAGAAAGGCCAAACAUGUGUCGUUCAUUACAUAGGCAUGCUGCAGAAUGGGAAAAAGUUUGAUUCCUCCCGAGACCGGAACAAGCCCUUCAAGUUCAAAAUCGGACGAGCGGAGGUCAUCAAGGGCUGGGAGGAAGGAGUAGCACAGAUGAGCCUGGGCCAGAGGGCUAAAAUCACCUGCACACCAGAUAUGGCUUAUGGAGCGACAGGCCACCCCGGAGUCAUCCCUCCCAACGCCACGCUUAUUUUUGAUGUGGAACUGCUCAAGCUUGAGUAAUGCCCUGAAGUCAAAAAAAACAAGAAAGAAAGAAAGGAAAAGAAACAAACAAGGUUGAAGGUUACUGAGGCUGCAGUCGCCACAAGUUGUUACCGCAGGGAGACCAUACCCGGCCGCUGCCUCCCACUACCCACCUGCCCAUCAUUGCCUCCUCUGUUUUUUUUUUAUUUCUACGGUUCAGUAUUUAAACAUAUCUUCUGCUGCUGUGUUUCCAUUAUGUCAGUUGUUCAUGCAAGACUUCACACAUACACACACAGGUUUCUGUUCGAGAUGCUUUCUUUGUUUAAAUUUCAAGUCAUGUUGUAAAUUUUGUUGAACCAAAAGGAAAUCUGUUACCUGACAAAAAGCUGUGCCGCGUCGCAAUCCUAACAUAUGCACUGCCUUACGGUCCGAACAACCGAGGAAGGGUCUGUCGUGUUGAAAGUACAAUGUUUCUGCUCUGGAUAUUAACUGGGCAUUAUCUACCACUGUCUGCAUUGCCACUUUGAUAAAGGCGCGUCCUGCUGAAUGCUCUGAAUGAUGUUGCUCUGUUUAGUAUAUUUUAUAACCCUUCAUGAACAUUUACUGCAAGUGUACUCUUAUCAAAUAAUCAAGCCCAGUCCCAAUACUGUACUGAAGUCCACGAGAGCCAUUGGAACUACAGAAGGGUUUACCGACCAACUCCUGAAUAAAAAUGGCAUGUACUGUGUUGAGAA
This is a messenger RNA of Salarias fasciatus (jewelled blenny), 1165 nucleotides long. RefSeq names its product FKBP prolyl isomerase 1B (gene fkbp1b). Gene Ontology annotation, biological process: protein peptidyl-prolyl isomerization. The record is from RefSeq and is a predicted model, not a curated record. The coding region runs from base 144 to 470 and encodes 108 amino acids. Gene Ontology annotation, cellular component: cytoplasm; sarcoplasmic reticulum membrane. Gene Ontology annotation, molecular function: peptidyl-prolyl cis-trans isomerase activity. NCBI's taxonomy places the organism in Eukaryota, Metazoa, Chordata, Actinopteri, Blenniiformes, Blenniidae. The transcript has 4 exons.